CGGGUGAGCUAUAGAGAUGGCAUUUUCCCAUACCAUACAUGUGACCCUGUCACUGGCCAUGUGUCUGAGUGUGGCAGGUGCUGUGAAGCCCGGAUUUGUGGUGAGGCUCACUCAAAAGGGACUGGAUUAUGCACGCCAAGAGGGAAUGGGCGUUCUGCAGAAGGAGCUUGCAAAGGUCCAUAUUCCGGAUUUUUCAGGAUCAGCACACAGUCCUGUGGGAAAGAUCAAGUACAGUUUCUAUGGCAUGGCUAUCCGUAACUUCCAGUUACCCACCUCACAGAUCAGUCCCGUGCCCAAUGUUGGUCUGAAGUUGUCAAUCUCUGGAGCUUUCAUUGAGAUCAGUGGGAAGUGGAGAGUCAAGGCAAAGCUUCAUAUAUCGUUCAGCGGUGGAUUUGAUGUGAAGAUGCAAGGACUCAGCAUAUCUGUAGGACUGCAACUGGGCAGCGAUGGGGAAGGCAGACCAACUAUAGCUCCCUCUGAUUGUAGCUGCCAUAUCUCGGGUGUCAGUGUCCAUGUAUCAGGGAAGUUCGGCUGGCUGGUCGAUCUUUUCAAACACAAUGUUGAAAACGCAUUAAGAAAGGCUAUAGAGGGUCAGAUCUGCCCAUUGGUCAAAAAUGCCAUUACCAGUAAACUGGAACCAAUUUUACAAACCCUUCCAGUGACAGCGAAGAUUGACAAGGUAGCUGCCAUCGAUUAUUCUCUCACUGGUCCUCCACCUGUGACUUCAGAUUGUGUGGAUGUUCAACUUAAGGGGGAAUUUUUUGAAAUGUCCCAUCGUACCCCUCCACCUUUCUCACCGCCAUCCCUGUCCUUACCUUCUGAGCACAACCUCAUGAUUUACUUCGGAAUCUCUGAUUAUCUGUUUAACACGGCCGGCUUUGUCUAUCAUUCAGCUGGGAAACUCAUCUUCAAUGUCACUGACAACAUGAUUCCUAAAGACUUCAGCAUUCGCCUAAACACUUCUUCAUUUGGCACGCUAAUACCUCAGUUAUCCAAGAUGUACCCAGAUAUGCUCAUGAAACUGAAGAUUUCAUCUAACUCCGCUCCAUUUCUAGACAUCAAACCAGGAAAUGUGACUAUUUCCCCAAACAUGGACAUUCAGGCCUAUGUGAUCUUACCCAACGCCUCUCUGGCUCCAGCAUUCCUACUCAACGUGACAACCACCGCUCUAGCGAAGGUGGCGGUGAGUUCAGGAAGGAUUGUGGGUAAUCUGGAACUAAGUAGGAUACAGAUGGACCUCAAACACUCUGAUGUGGGUCCUUUCUCUGUGGUGAUAUUGGAUGCUGCUGUGAACUAUUAUCUCUCCCAUAUACUGCUUCCCCAGGUUAAUGACAUCCUGAAGAAGGGUUACCCCCUGCCAAUGCUGGACCAUCUGCAGCUCACAGAUGUUGUCGUAGAACCUCGUGAGAAUUUCAUUCUCUUUGGAGCAGAUGUUCACUACGGAGAAACAGAAGACAACUGGCUUGUUGAUUUAUACUGACAGAGAAGUUGGUGUCAGGGUUG
Molecule: messenger RNA, 1503 nt
Organism: Nanorana parkeri
Lineage: Eukaryota; Metazoa; Chordata; Amphibia; Anura; Dicroglossidae
Gene: BPI
Product: bactericidal/permeability-increasing protein
Exons: 15
Coding region: 17-1480 (487 amino acids)
Molecular function (GO): lipid binding
Source: RefSeq, a predicted model, not a curated record